AUGUCCGACGAUAUAUUCGACAAAAAGAGGGAUGAAGCCCCUAUAUUGGAUUUGUCUAAAACUGUGAUAAACACUGCCGAAGAAUAUAGAGCUGUUUUAGAUAAAGUGCCCGAUUUCAAGACCAGACCCGAAAAGGUAAAAGCCGAGGAUAUCAAAAUAAAAGAUAGAGCUGACCAUAAAACUAAGACUUCUCGAAAAGAAAUCCGCGCGUAUGAGAAGCUAGGGACCCGAGGAUAUGAGGAGAAACACUUUACUUUUAUGGACCCCGUUCCCGUGGAGAUGCAGGGGCUGAAAUUCGAGGAGUUGUGCUCAGUUCCUAUAGAAUGGCGGAUGUUAACGUCCAUCAGACCUAAAUUAAAACAAGAUGAAGAAUAUUUUAACAGGUUGAUAGAACUACGCAAAUCCGAGCUAAGAACAAAGGCGAAAGAAAAGAGGGAGUACGCUAAAAACCCAAUGAUUAGAAAAACUAAGAACCGUUCGGGUGUGACGGAGACUAGAAUCGUGUCAUGCUCCGAGUGCGGCGAAGAAUAUUGCGAUGGUAAAAUGUGCGUGAUCACGAAUUAUGACAUGUUCACGCGGCUGAAGAUGGAGGUGCAGCCGAAGGAGAAGCGCGCGGCGGCGGCGCCGGCGGCGGCGGGCGCGCGCCUGCGGCGGCCGCGGCGGCGCGCGCGCCGCAAGCCGCGCAGCAAGAGCGCCGCGCCGGCGCCGCGCGCCGCCGCCGUCAAGUCGGGCGCUAAGAGCGACUCGGAACUCUAACACAAUAAAGAUCAAACUAUGAAGCCUUAUCAUCAAUGCGGAGAUUAUGCGCUUUAAAUAACUAAUAGAAUUUAGAUAUUGACACGUGAUGUCUAAAUAAAAUAAUGAAAAUCUACACUUAUCUCCGCAUUGGUGGACCUUAACUUGCUAAAUAAUUUAGUCCUAAACUCACAUAACUAGGCCAUAACAUUGAAACAUCAACGUUUUUCAUACUUUUAACGUCGAUACCAAAUCUCAUUUAUAUAAGUUUACGAAAGUUUGUAAAACGAUUAGGUACUACUACUUUGACGUGUAUUCUUCAAGCUGACGUGGCGUGCGGUAUAGUUGGAGCUCCCUUCGUAUUGCAAUUAAUAUUUAGAGAAAAGCUAUACUCAUACAUCACAUCACUUAUGUAUUAUGAAUAUUUAUGAAACAUUUUUGUCCAAAAUUCUUCUUAAUCGUUAGCAUUACAUUACACAAUUACAAAGUAAUUUGCAUUUAUAAACUUUGAAGGCAAUAUUAUACUCAUAAUUUUGUGUGCCUUACUUUAUGUACAGCAAUCGAUAAAUCAGUAGAAGUAAAUUUUUAGAUAAGCAAAUCUGCUUAUUUCAAAGCACUCGCGCGUAUCCUAGUCCGUAUUGUAUAGAGGUAACGUAGCACUAAGUUUCUAUGACUUUUAUACCUUUACCUAUGAAUCUCGAAUUUUAUAUUAC
Pectinophora gossypiella (pink bollworm) is the source of this 1448-nucleotide messenger RNA. RefSeq lists its product as uncharacterized. The transcript is spliced from 4 exons. NCBI's taxonomy places the organism in Eukaryota, Metazoa, Arthropoda, Insecta, Lepidoptera, Gelechiidae. Bases 1 to 756 code for a protein of 251 amino acids. The record is from RefSeq and is a predicted model, not a curated record.